Molecule: messenger RNA, 389 nt
Organism: Amoebophrya sp. A120
Lineage: Eukaryota; Dinophyceae; Syndiniales; Amoebophryaceae
Source: the annotation of a GenBank genome assembly
GGACGCGCAAGUCGUCAAAGGCUUCUUCACCCUCGCGCAGGACAAUUUUUUCAGCGUGUUAGACGACCCCGCGAAGUUUUCGCGGAAAAAGAAAAACUUCAAGCACGAGCACAUCUGGCACAGCAAGUAUGGGAAUUUGAGGAAAAUUCUUCGCUUGGACCCGAAAAGCGUGCGGGCAGCGGCGUGCGCGGGUAAUUGUGUGAAUAGCGAGAUAGCAGGAGUAGACAUGAUGAAAAUAAAUACCGCAACCACGCUGUCGAAGCAAACAACAUCUAAACCGGCCAUGAUCACAGGAGCUACGAGCAGCACAACUACAAACGGUACUACAACAACCCACACGAGCGAAGAUCUGACCAUCACCACCAACAAGAUCCCGCUCCCCCUUCUCG